AUGUUUAAUAUCGGAAGAUUUAAUAAUUUUUUUCGAGUAGUUUUAAAUUUUGAUCGGAAAGGGUUUAGCACAAGUUCAUUCUUGCAAAGUCGCUUACAGACAAUUAGAGACAGGUCAGUGAGGCAACAAAUUGAUUGGAUUAUGGCAACAAAUCCCAUUAAACACGCAAACAGGACUGAUAGCACCGUUUACAGAGAUCAGUGCAAAAUUCCUUUUAAGCUUCCACACAGUGAGCCUGAGCAAACUGAUUUACUUGAUGAUAUCAACAAGAGCAGUUAUCAAGGAAAUCUUGAGGAAAUGGUUAUCGAUUAUUUCGGAUCAAUUACAGCGGAACACGGUGAUAUAUUGAACGAAACGGGAGAUUGCCUGAUCGUUCCCAUUCCCCCCAACUUAACUCCACACUGUGGAUUCGGUCUUAGGGUGUUAGAACUAGGAGGCAAAAAACUCAUAAAAGCACUCGUUCAAAGGUCAAAACUCAUAAUUUCAGAGCGAGUUAAAGAAUUGGAAUCAAUGAAGGCGAGUUUUAAAGAUCAAAACGAGUAUAAAUCCUCACUUCUGGAAGCCCGUACACUUCAAAUAGGAGAUGUUAUUUUGACUCCAACAUUUGGUUCAUCUAAAUGUAAACUGCUUGCCUUCAUGAUUACUCCAUAUUACUGGCAGGGUAAUUCUAGAGAGGCUGCUCUGAGGUUAAGAGAGACAGUUAAAAAGUCUUUGGAUCAUCUCAACUUUCUUAAAAUAACAAACGUACUUAUGACACACGUAGGAGAGUCACUUCACGGAUACAGACCAAAGGACGGAUGCGAGAUCAUGGUUGAAGAAGCUUAUGAGACCAUAUUACAGGUGGAUAAGGUCGUUCCUAAUUACCACCUGAAAUCUGUAAGAUUCAUUGAUAAAGAUUUGGAAACUUCCAGAACAUUUGCUCACGCCAUCUUUAAAAUUAGACAAGAAAAAUUACCAGAAUUUCAAGUGGUACCGGCUCCACUGUAUUAUAGUAGAAACAGUGCCAGAAUAAUUGAGAUUGACGAUUCGGUUCUAAAGUUCUCCUCCCAGUACAGGAAAAUAACGUAUAAAAGACACAGUGUAGUAAGGAGAAGUAAGAGACUACAUUACCUGAAAAAUUUAAAGCCAUUUCUAUGGCGAGGGAGCAGACUCUAUGACCCACCUCCAUUCCUUCUAUUCAAGUCCACCGGGCUUCCAAGCGUCUUCCAAUUACCUCCCAGACCAUACUACAAGAGAGGUGUUUCUCACGUACUGUUCCCUUUCUAUUCCAAUGGUAUAAAAGCAAUGAAGAUGACAGGCUCAGGAAAAUGGGUUGGAGUUGCCAAGAAAAAGGACAUUUAUACCACAAAUAUUCAAAAUCAAUGCUGA
Theileria annulata is the source of this 1368-nucleotide messenger RNA. RefSeq lists its product as uncharacterized. The transcript has 6 exons. Bases 1 to 1368 code for a protein of 455 amino acids. The record is from RefSeq and is a predicted model, not a curated record. Lineage: Eukaryota; Apicomplexa; Aconoidasida; Piroplasmida; Theileriidae.